This is a messenger RNA of Arachis stenosperma, 1388 nucleotides long. RefSeq names its product calmodulin-binding protein 60 B-like. NCBI's taxonomy places the organism in Eukaryota, Viridiplantae, Streptophyta, Magnoliopsida, Fabales, Fabaceae. Gene Ontology annotation, molecular function: sequence-specific DNA binding; calmodulin binding; DNA-binding transcription factor activity. Gene Ontology annotation, cellular component: nucleus. The record is from RefSeq and is a predicted model, not a curated record. The transcript has 7 exons. Gene Ontology annotation, biological process: regulation of salicylic acid biosynthetic process. The coding region runs from base 94 to 1182 and encodes 362 amino acids.
CAUAAGUAUCAGUGAUUUCCAUAUUAGUAAGUUCCAAAAAGAUUAACAACUUCAAUUUUAGGGCAUUCCUAAUUAGUUUCCCGGGCUUUCGAAAUGGAUUCAACGAGGGAAUAUGAAAGUGCUGCUGCUCAUCAACAUCCCAAACGGAGACGUGAAGAAGAUACUCAUCAACAGCCAGACAAAUUUAUCGUUACUGGCGGAAAAUAUUUGAGGUUCGCACUGGACAUAGAGAAAGAGAUUGUGCCCUGUGUGGCUAAAUUUGUCCAAAAAUUGGUGCGCGAGGAGAUGGAACCUCUUCUAAGAUCAAGACAAACUAUGAAUGAGACUGGCGCACAUGUGGUGAAAUUGUUUGAGCUGGUUUUCAAGAAUGAUUUACCUGCCACAGUGUUUACACACUCCAACAUCAAAGCUAAAGAUGGAAGCCCUAUUCAGAUUGCUUUAUACGAUGCUAGGUCUCAGCUAAUAGUCACUGAUGAUCCGCUACUAUCUUCCAUUAAGGUCAAGAUUUGUGUCCUUAAGGGUGAGUUUGGUGGUGAUGAGAAUGAGAAUUGGAGCACAACGGAAUUCAAGGCUAAUAUCUCCCGAGAAAGAGAGAAUAGAAGCAAGUUACUGAAAGGAGAUACGGUUAUUACACUGAAGAAUGGAGUUGGUUAUAUCGGUAAAAUUAUGUUUACUGAUAACUCCAAGUGUACAUGGAGCCGCCAUUUCAGGUUAGGAGCCAUUGUGUCCUCAACUUCCCAUGAAGCUAACAUCAAAGAAGCCAUAAGUAAUCCUUUUAUCGUCAAGGAUAGUAGAGGAGAGUUGAAUCAGAAACAGUACCCUCCAUCCCUAAAUGAUGAAGUAUAUCGUUUGGAAAAUAUAUCAAAAGGUGGGAAAAUCCAUGAGCGGCUGCUUGAGAUUGGAAUAAAAACGGUUAAGGAUCUGCUGCAGCUAUACGAAACCAAUCCAACUUUAGUGCAAGAGAAAUUUGGUAAACUUUCAAGAAAGCUAAAGGGAACAAUUGAUCAUGCUAAAACCUAUACUAAUGAGGAAGUGAUGAUAUCCCAUGGACAAAAUGAUAUGCCUUUGCAAUGUAAUUUGCAAGUGCUUGAUCAAUAUUUGCCAAACGCACACCAAGGUUUAACCUAUGAUGAUGAUCUUGAUUCGUCCCUUCUUGGACCAACCGAUCAUGAUGGAGAAUGAUUUUUUCAGAGCUUAAAUUUUUAACUAAUAUUUUCUUUUCUUGCAUGGGAUCCGAAUCAUAUAUAUUGGGUGUGGGGAAAAGAUGUACAUAAAACUUGGGUUCUCUAGCUGCCCAAAAAAGGCCACAGGCUUAAAAGAUGAAAAACAGAAUGUUAAGAUUAGUAGUUGUUGGACAAACGCUUGAACGGGUUAGGAAAUACUUGUAG